Messenger RNA from Cydia fagiglandana, 958 nucleotides. Its product is annotated as neuropeptides capa receptor-like. The coding region runs from base 1 to 858 and encodes 285 amino acids. The record is from RefSeq and is a predicted model, not a curated record. Gene Ontology annotation, biological process: G protein-coupled receptor signaling pathway. Gene Ontology annotation, molecular function: G protein-coupled receptor activity. The transcript has 7 exons. NCBI's taxonomy places the organism in Eukaryota, Metazoa, Arthropoda, Insecta, Lepidoptera, Tortricidae. Gene Ontology annotation, cellular component: plasma membrane.
AUGAUUCCAGGCUUGGCGCCCGAGCUGUGGUACUACUGGCAGAUGUACCCGUACAUAUUCGGCGAGGUCACAUGUCGUCUCACCAACUUCCUAAGAGCCACGGGCACCUGGGCUUCAUCGCUAACUGUAGUAGCGUUUUCCAUAGAGCGUUACGCAGCGAUCUGCCAUCACAGUCCCUCCCGUUCGCGGGACCGUAGGCAAGUUGCGAUGGCGAUACUCGCCAUUUGGAGCGUCAGCGUCGCGACUGCGCUGCCAGCGAUGCAUGUGCACCAUGUUGUGAAAAACCCCGUGGUAGUGUAUCCAGGAACAGGAAAGGUUCCGUCACUCACCCAGCUGUGCCGGGUCCCUGAAGACCGCCAGUACAAAUAUUACAACCACCUGUACGCCACCACCUGCGCGCUGUUCUUCUUCAUACCUAUGGCUGUUCUCGUGUUGGUGUAUAUUAAAAUUGCAGUGUUUAUAAGAUCGCAUAGACAACAGGCGAGAAACAACGGCAUCAGAAGCAACUGCUCUGAGGACAAUAAAAUAUUCAAAGUUUUAGUGGCAGUGGUGCUUGCGUUCUUCAUGUGUGGCGCUCCGUACCACUACCAACGCCUAACUACAAUAUACAGUGAACCGGACGAGUACCCGGAGUAUCACAGGAAGGUGUUCGUGCUCACGGCGCUGUUUUACUACGUGUCGGCCACAGUCAAUCCCAUUCUCUACAAUGCUAUGAGCAAAAGGUAUCGAAAAGCAUUCAAGGAAGUCAUUACCAGGACAAGAAGACAACAAAAUGUUCCAAUGACUAGUGUAGCCAAGGAAACCAGCAAAAAAUAUAAUACGACCAUCGCUGAUUCUUACACCGCAGUAGCUACUUAAUAUUCGCGAAUCAUCGGCCAUUCUUAGAAGAUAAGAUAAAAAUAAGAUAAAGAUACAAUGCGCUUAUAAACGCCAAAUAAAGCUACACCGGCUCCAACCC